AGCAGCUCUCGCGCGCUCAAUACCAAGCUCCGCCCUCGCAAGCACAGGUGCACCACUUCCGCCUGCAGCCAUCGCUGCGACUGGUCCGCCCAAAGGCCAAGUGCCUCUCCCUGGCGAGCGAAGAGCUGAAGCACCGAUCAGUGAUGCCACCGCGGCUCCCGCAGUAUCGCUAGCCUCCCAGAGUGCUGCGCAAGCUCCGUCGUUCACGAGACAAGUAUCAGCUGCCUCACCUCAAGAAGCUCAAGAGCACCUCCAACAAGCACCACCUCAACCCAAACCAUCAUCCUGAGCAUACAUGUAGACGAGCAUCAAACGCCAGCCGCUCCUGCACCUUCCCCUUUGCUCGAUUUUUGUCUAAUUUAGACCGACGGUGCGUGCGAUGCAAGUCGCGGCUCGUUGGUGAUGAAGCGUGUACAUUGUAAAUGUUCGUCGCUCGGAGACCGGUCGAGUGGGCCUGCCCUUCAAUCACAUCGCAUAGCACGCCUGCCUGUAUGGCGGUGGCCAUUUAGCUGCAAGCAGGCACCGAGGCUUGGCAGAUGAGAAUGCCGCACGAAGCCCGCAUCCAAUGGCCCUUUGUAAGUUCAGGUCCGCCACCCUUCGGUUUCGUAAAGUCAAGCCUGCCCAUUUGGGCGUCGGAAUGUCAUCAGCCGCACGCAAUUACUCACCGCUCGAACAACGGCCGGCCAUCGUGUCAGCACGCAAAGCCCGCGCAACAACGGAUUCGACGGUGAUCCUAGCUGUCACCACGCCAUCGCCCUUUCGAUGCAGCAAUCUGGUGAGGCCUCGCAUGCCAGUGGCUGGGCCUUGAGCGCGCGUGAUGGAAUCAGGAUCAAUCAAAGGAGUCAGCACUCAGCAGACCGCAUUCUCCAGAAAAAGCAAAAGGCUAAUCAUCGUUCUAAUCAAAAUUUGAUUGAGGGUUUGCAGCAGAAUCACGUUUCAAGUUCGUGAGUGCGGUUGCACCGCGCCUUGUAUCGGAGACGUCACGCAAGAUCGAAUGGGCCAUCAGCAGCAGAUCGAGAG
Messenger RNA from Ceraceosorus bombacis, 1020 nucleotides. Lineage: Eukaryota; Fungi; Basidiomycota; Exobasidiomycetes; Ceraceosorales; Ceraceosoraceae. The record is from the annotation of a GenBank genome assembly.